Carica papaya (papaya) is the source of this 1281-nucleotide messenger RNA. Lineage: Eukaryota; Viridiplantae; Streptophyta; Magnoliopsida; Brassicales; Caricaceae. The record is from RefSeq and is a predicted model, not a curated record.
CUGCUCUUCUCUUUGACUUUCCAGAGAAACCAGAGUUAGUGUUCGGGAGAUCCAAUCCCAACAAUCAUGAAGCUCUCCUUCUCUCUUCCCUCGAAACCCUCCUCCAAAUCUAAACUCACCACCACCACAACCGAUCGCAGGGAAGAGUCUUCCAAAGAGUUCUUAACUGAAUUCACCACUGCCACAGCUACAGGCCCCGCUCAAAAUGGCGACCACCGCGAAACCCUAGGGCCACCAAGGCCCAAAUACGUUAUCCCUCCCAAGGAAAACGAAUGGCGGCCUCACAAGAAGAUGAAGAAUCUCGAGCUUCCCCUUCGCUCAGACGACCCCGACGCCGUUGGUUUCGAGCUGGAGUUACCCUCCGUCGCCGCCGACGACAACAAUAUUUCGUAUGGCCUCAAUCUUCGGCAGAGCGUUAAAGAUCCUGAGAAUGGCAACGAUGAUGGUCGCAGCGAGCGGCUGCGAUCGGCUCCGACGGAACACGUGCUUUUGCAGAGCUUCAAGGAAGAUAUGAAGAAAUUGCCGGAUGAUCGGGGCUUCGAGGAAUUUGAGGAAGUUCCUGUGGAAGGAUUUGGUGCCGCGUUGCUUGCUGGAUACGGCUGGUACGAAGGAAGAGGAAUAGGGAAGAACGCCAAAGAGGACGUCAAGGUGAAGCAGUAUGAAAGGAGAGCCGGGAAGGAAGGGUUAGGGUUUGUAGCGGAGAAACUCCCACGGGUCGAUUCCAAGAAGAAGGAGAAGGAGAAAGAGAGUCGACAUGUGAGAGUAAUUUCGGGCGCACACAUGGGCUUAAAGGGUAAAAUUAUUGAGAGAUCGAACGCCAAUUGGGUUGUUGUGAAGCUAUCAAAGUACGACGAGGAAGUCAAAGUACACCAUGCUGAUGUUGCAGAUGUUGGUUCUAAGGAAGAAGAGAAAUGGCUGAAGAGUUGGAAGGAAAUGAAGGAGUUGGAGAAUCUUCGGCAGUCAAAGAUUAGGGAAGAGAAAGCACCAAAUCGUAAGGAAAAGGAGAAAGGGGUUAGUAAAGGAAGCAGCCAAAAUGAGAAGAAAAGUGGCUAUUGCGAUGCUCAAGGCCGCCAUGAUCAUAGCAAAAGUGACAGAGAACGAAUUCCGUGGCUUAGGAGUCAUAUUCGCGUGAGGAUCAUUAGUAGGGAUUUUAGAGGGGGAAGAUUAUAUUUGAAGAAGGGAGAGGUUGUGGAUGUGGUAGGACCGACAAAAUGUGACAUAUCUCUUGACGAGACUGGUGCUGGGUUAAUACUCAUUUGCCAUUCUCUCUUGUCCAGUUAG